Messenger RNA from Corticium candelabrum, 2546 nucleotides. Its product is annotated as GATOR2 complex protein WDR24-like. Gene Ontology annotation, biological process: positive regulation of TORC1 signaling; cellular response to amino acid starvation; positive regulation of macroautophagy. NCBI's taxonomy places the organism in Eukaryota, Metazoa, Porifera, Homoscleromorpha, Homosclerophorida, Plakinidae. The transcript has 25 exons. Gene Ontology annotation, molecular function: protein binding. The coding region runs from base 11 to 2542 and encodes 843 amino acids. Gene Ontology annotation, cellular component: vacuolar membrane; cytosol; GATOR2 complex. The record is from RefSeq and is a predicted model, not a curated record.
GAGGCUAAGAAUGUCAUCGUCAGCUUGGAACUUUCAGAAGUCAUCUAGCGGCGUGUUUGGACGGCGCAGUACUGGUUCGCACGAGAAAGGUGUGGCUCUAGCUCGUACACUGACCUGCGAUGUGUCAGCUUCUAUGAACGCUCUCAGUACUAAUAGAGACUGCAAUAUGGUGGUGGUAGCGGGGAGAACAGUACUAAAAGUCUUCCUAAUACAAGACGACGGGUUUGAAGAAAAGCUCAAUCUUCGAGUAGGAAGGACAAAUUUGACAUUCAGUAGCACCGACGUUCAGUGGCAUCCAACAGAGGCGUCUUUCAUUGCUACUGCGGCUACCAAUGGUACCGUUGUACUCUGGGAUUUGAAUAAGCAAUCAAAGUCAAAGCAAGGUGUUUGGCUUGUAGCUAUUAUCUACAGUGACCACAAUCGUACUGUCAACAGAGUGCAGUUUCAGGCGGAUAGCAAUGUACUGGCCAGCGGCGCACAAGACGGCAGCAUCAAGUUGUUUGAUUUUCGUGUAAACCAGAGUGGCGCGUUUAAGAGUUUGACGUGCAGUUCAGAGAGCGUGAGAGACAUCAAGUUCAAUACGUUUCAAGUCAAUACGCUCGCUGCAGCAUUUGAGAACGGAAUCGUGCAGCUUUGGGAUCUACGAAAUUUAAAUACAUACGAGCGACAGCUGACCGUUCACAACGGUCCUACAUUUUGUUGUGAUUGGAACCCAGAAGAGAGACACUGGCUUGCAACAGCCGGACGUGACAAAAUAAUCAAAGUGUGGGACGUACAGCAAACAUUGGUCAAAGAGAUAUAUACAGUGCAGACAAUUGCAUCCGUAGCACGAAUAAAGUGGCGACCAUCAAUGAAGUUUCAACUCGCGAGCUGUGCUCUGUUGGUCGAUAACAACAUCAAUGUGUGGGACGUCCAACGUCCAUACAUUCCAUUUGCUUGUUUUACCGAACAUCGGGACGUAACAACAAAUUUUAUUUGGCAUAAGGGGCCGGACAUGUUGUUGUCAUGCUCGAAAGAUAUGACCCUAAUACAGCAUGUCUUCAGAGAUGCACACAGACCAGCUAAUUUGGUGCCUCCGGUGGGAUUAGCAGUCAGUUUACAUGGGGAGAUCAGUCAUGCAGCCAGUGACAACAAUGAUGGACUAAAACAAGUUCAAUCACCGGCUAGCAAUUUGAGUCGAAUUGGCAUGUUCAAGCUUCGAAAGCAGGCCGAACUCACGUCGCCAAAGGACAGCUUUCUUUCUGCUCACAGCACCUUGUACCAAUUUAACAAGCAUUCAUCGUCAAGUGCUUAUGAUUCAAGGUUUGAGGGUGAAGGCAUAGCUCAUCUAGCCAGGAGGUACUGGCUACAAGGCACUUCGUUUGAGGAACUUUGUGAUCACAAUGCUGAGGUUGCAAAGGAGGUGCAACUUGUUAACAUCGCAAGCAUAUGGUCUAUGCUGAAGCUCUUGCACUCGUCUGAAAGUUCAGUGAAAGCUAUGACUGCUCGUGGAUCGACCGUGGUGAUAAAACCAGUUGAACACCAACUGUCUGAUGGAACGGGUGUCUCUGCCAGUGCUCUGGACAGUAAGCUAGUGGUUGAUAAACUAUCAUCAAUCACCUGGUCUUCUACUGUCCAUAAACGAGCUAGCCAAGCAUUCGGUGAUACAACUAGCACUUCUGUUAUCGAUGGUGUUGAAGAGGAAGAUGAUCCUGUUAGUGAUGAGUCAAGUGAUGACAGCAUUCCAGGCAUUGGAGAUGAAGAAAAGCAACAUCAACUUCUCACUAUUGCCAGUGGAGCCGAUUUCAAUGUCCUCCCCGAAGACGAAGACAUCAGCUCAGAACUUUCUGUCAGCACAGCCAGAGAAUCAGCCCAAGAUUGGCAACUACCAAGUGAAGCAUUUCAACCUAGAGAAGAAAUGCAAAGCAGAUCUCCGUCGCUCCAUAGCCCGCCCUCUACCGGAAGUCAUUCGCCCACUAGCAGGGACUCGGAGGUUGUGAGUCGUCAACUGACGCGUAAAAAUACUGUCAUAAAAAAGGAGACAGGAACAACACCGCAGAUGUUGGACUACCCCAAGUGGGAUCACAGUCAGAUUGUUGUUGAUAUGUUACAGUAUCUUGCUCAUCAGGGAGACGUUCAAAACGCUGUGUCAAUGGCGCUCGUUUUAGGAGACAGACUAGAACCGGGUGCAAUCAGUGAAGGGACUCUGGAGCAGUGGUUCUUCUCCUACUCCGAACUGUUGCAGAGAUUUGAAUUGUGGUCAAUCGCAGCGGAAAUCAUCAAGCUUUGUCCUCUUAACAAUGUCAACAGACUAAAUCUGACUUCGACUUUCAUUGCAACCAACUGCAAUACCUGUAGGAAGCCACUCCUCAAGUCAGGCUGGUUUUGUGACCGUUGCCAGCAGCUUACUAAUUCUUGUUCCAUCUGUCACGAAACGGUGAAAGGUUUAUAUGUCUGGUGUCAGGGAUGCGGUCACGGUGGACACUUGAGUCAUAUUCGAGAAUGGUUGAGUAAAUCCUCCUGGUGCCCGGUCGGUUGCGGGCAUUGUUGUGAGUACACGUAAUUGU